Diprion similis is the source of this 5594-nucleotide messenger RNA. Its product is annotated as homeobox protein PKNOX2-like. Lineage: Eukaryota; Metazoa; Arthropoda; Insecta; Hymenoptera; Diprionidae. Gene Ontology annotation, biological process: regulation of transcription by RNA polymerase II. Gene Ontology annotation, molecular function: RNA polymerase II cis-regulatory region sequence-specific DNA binding; DNA-binding transcription factor activity, RNA polymerase II-specific. Bases 504 to 1808 code for a protein of 434 amino acids. The record is from RefSeq and is a predicted model, not a curated record. The transcript has 6 exons.
ACAAAAGAGAAGAGACGGUGGAAGGAGGAGGAGCACGGCGGAUGGUGCAUCGAAAAAUGUCUACUAAUGACACUAAUUUAUUAUCGUUGUGAAUAGUCAUGAAACGCAGGUGAUCAUGGCGGUGUGAAAAGGGUUUGUUUACGUCCACGACGAGCCCGGCUUGAUUCGCGACACGUGGCCGAGAAUUACGACGAUUCGAAACGUUAUAUUCAUCCGCGCUUCAACGCAGAUCUGAAAAGAAUACACGAAAAAAAGAAAGUAAAAAGAACCUCCGAAAAAAGAAACGAGAAAAGAAGAGGUAAAAAAAAAAACAAGUGAGUCGUGUUGUGUUGUUCACCACAGACUACCUGAAAUCAUCCAGCAGUUUGGUGAAUCCUCGUGGGAAGAAAACUUGUCAGAGAAGAAAGAGAGAAACUUAUCUUUUUUUUCCUUCUAUAUAUAAAAGUGUAUCAGGCCCCGGAGGACUUGGGUGACAAUGGCUAGUUCGAGAGUGGAAUGAUAGGAUGCAAGAAGGUAGCACCGCAGUGGCGCUAGCAAUGGUCACCCCUGGCUACGAUCAGGACCCUGCAAGCGGGGUAGCUGACUAUACGACACAUCAAGACCAAGCUCAGUUUGAAGCAGACAAAAGGGCCGUCUAUAAACAUCCUCUAUUCCCAUUAUUAGCGUUACUGUUUGAAAGAUGCGAGCAAGCAACGCAAAGCUCAGACAAUUCAACAUCGGAAAGUUUCAACAUGGACAUUCAGGCGUUUGUCCAACAUCAAGAAAGAGACCGAAAACCAUUCCUAAUCAAUGACCCAGAGAUUGAUGGUCUGAUGAUCAAGGCCAUACAGGUGUUACGAAUUCAUCUGCUAGAAUUGGAAAAAGUUCAGGAACUCUGCAAAGACUUUUGCAACAGAUACAUAACGUGUCUAAAGGGCAAAAUGCAGAGCGAAAAUCUACUUCGCAGCGACUACAGUCAUCAGGGACACGAUAUGGGUCCUUCGAGCGGCAGCAACGGAAGCAGCCCUCUACAGGUGCUGUCAUCUACAGGCAAUGAUGUUGAGUCGGGAGCUAACGGACUCGGAGUGAGCGGGGGGGAUCUACUGUUGGAGAGUAGUGCGGGUAUUUUGGCGAUUCACGGAGAGAGGGGUAAUGACCGUCCCUCUUCCACGCGGUCGUCAUCCGCCACUCAACACUCAAACAGAUCUAGCAGCCAGGACAACGAUGAUCCACCCUCGCCAUCGAUGGUCCAUGGUAGCACUCCCCUUUCACAGAUCGGGGCUCACCCUAACGCAUCUGCAAAUGACAUGUAUCUCGGUCAAGAUAUUACUGUUGCAGGCUCCCCAUCUCCAGCACCGAGUGAAGAUGAAGACGAAGGUUGUGGUACAACAACUUCCGGUCAUAGUGGCGGUCACAGUAGCGCUAGAAAGGGAAGACAAAAACGAGGUGUCCUUCCGAAACAAGCCACCAGUAUUAUGCGGUCUUGGCUUUUCCAACACUUGGUUCAUCCAUACCCGACGGAAGAUGAAAAACGACAAAUUGCAAGCCAAACGAACCUAACGCUUCUUCAGGUUAAUAACUGGUUCAUUAAUGCCAGACGACGAAUUUUACAACCGAUGUUAGAUGGUGCAGGAGCAGAGGCGAUACCUCGUGCUGGCAAGCGACACAAAGUUGCCAAACACGUCGCGCAGCAACAGCAACCACAAAGCCAACAACAGUCAGGCUGGCAGUCGGAAGAUUCAGGGAGUGACUCAGGUACCAGCGAUGGCGAAGUUGAUGUCGAUAGAACUAAAGAUGGCAAUGAUAGCGACGAAGACGAUCUUCACUGACCUCUGUCUACUAAAAGAAACGUCGGCUCUCCGCGGUAUCUUCACACCCAGUUGCUCACUACAGUAUUAAGGCAUUCGACGUUAUAUUUUGCUUUAACUGUCCGAUACGUAAUCAUUCUUGCAAGUCGGGGACAUGUAGGUCAAGUAUAUCAAGCUCUUCUAUUAUCAUGAAUCUUAUAUCGCAUUUGUUUGUUAAUUGUUCAUAGCUGUUUGCGACUACACACUUGUGAUUUUCGCACAUUUCCUUUAUUUCCCCCUGUUUACUCUACGGUAUUAGUAAAAUUGUUUAUUACGAGUUACCAACAAAUAUGACUGAAGUUUAACAAUUUGUCGUAAUAAAUAAAUAUACUUUGCUCAUUUGAUUUUAGUUUUUAUAAUUUGGUCAUUUACAGUACUUUAUGCCUUCAUAAAUUAGUGUUUAAUAUUGUGCCAUCGAAGAGCAUGGUAACUUGGUUACUUGUCGAGACAACCAGCUCUGCAUCGUCGUCACGUAGCAAAGUGCUGUCCCUCCAUGAUAAUAAUAAUAACUACUUAAAUUAAAAAUAUAUGAGUAUAUUUUUAAACUCUAAGUGUCGUCUCUGUGCAUGUACCACAGCUUGCGGGCUGGUACUGCUGUACAUAGUAAUACAUACUAAACUAAACCUAUUACUAAGUAAUAACGUUGAAACGAUAAAUAUUAACAGUUCGUAACGAAAAAAUUUUUAAUAUUACGCUGCAUUAACGGAAGACAUACGACGUGACGACACGCACACGCCACGCAUAGUUGAUAGCCAUACGCUGUCUACAUAUGAUAAUUACCGUUUUAAAUCAAAUAACUUCUGAUACGUUUUUUAAUGAAAAUCAACUUAUGAACAAAAAAUUAUGAUUUGUAUUAAUUCUACAUCGACAAAUUUGCACGUCAAUAAUCUCGAUUCUUACUACAAUUCUAUUCAAAUUCCCGAUCAAAUUAUUCUUAUUAAGCAGCUGAAAAUGGCAAUAAAUCGAGAUAAUUUAUUCUAUGAGGUAUAUUUUGUGAUAAUUGGUAAGGUGCCACGUGUUGCAUUUCUUGGGCUAUGUAACGUUAUUAAAUGAUGAAAAGAACUUAUGUUUACGACGUGCGAAAUAAAGGUGUUGAUGAACAUUUUCUGAAAUUUUAUACCUAUUAUUCUAUAGAAUGAAAAAUAUAUAUAUAUAUAACCAGCUUGUAAAUGUACUUACAUAAAUCGAACGCCAUCAUCAGUUGCAGACAGCACGUAACAUGGUAUAGCUUGGUAUAAGGUUUACCAAAUAAUGUUGCAUUGGUGGAAAUUUACAUGCGUGCAAUAAUUAUGUCCCGAUAUAGGAAUCUGUUAAUUCGGAUAGUGCAGUAAAUCUCGUACAAGGCUAUAUUUAUAUCUUAUAUGAUCUUUGAAAUUAAGGAAAAUAAUAGGAUAAAAGGUAGGUUUUAAGGCUGAACCACGUAUACGUAUGUGCUGCGGCACCAGACAACUGUGAUAGCUCGGUGGGCGGUGCCCAGCCUCCUACUUCAUACUUGUAUACUGAAUGAAUACUAAUGAUUAGUAAAUACUUAAAAUUAAGAAUUAUAUAUGUAUAUAUAUGAUACAUAUGGUUCGAACAUAUGCAAAACAAAAUGUUGAUCAAAUUUAUAUUUGAUUAUAUAAUAACACGCGAUUAUCUCAUCCCAUGAAACCUAUUGCAUAAAACAAAAAUUUCUAAAACAACCUGUGUUGUGUAUGUACGGACCUUCAGGCUGAACUUAUCAGGUUAUUUGCACGCAACGUGUAAUUUUCACUUCAGAUUUUAACAUCACUUAUAAUCGACCUAAGGAUGAUAUAUGAUAUAACAAUUUUACACAAUUCAUUUUAUUAUAAAUCCCACAUAUGUACUGCCUAACUCAUUUUCUUAAUUUCACUUGUCGUCUGUCAUUGUCUCCGUAUCUUGAAAGUGUUACAUGCGUUUCUAUUAUUACAGCAAAUAAUUGUAACAAUAACACUGCGUAAACAUUUAUGCGGGAGUGCGUAACUUUUUUCGUUACACGAAGUUAUUAUCAAAGUUUAUUAUUAUCAGCAGUCUUCUUUUUGUUUCAAGUUGUGUACAUUCUUGAACACUUAGUUUAUGGAUUGCUCACUCAGUAUAAAUGUUAAUAAGUGAUGACUUUUCGUUACAAAAAUAUGUGUCAUUCUUUAAUUGUUGAGAAAAGUCAUGUCUUGGGAAAAAUAAUUCGGUAUGACAAUUCAAAUUAUUUCCCCUAUUUCGAUACAAAUCAGAUAAAUUUGAAACUACUCCCUGCUGAGUUGAAAAUGAAGAUUAUAAUGUACACACAGGAAGUAAGAGUAUAUACAUAAUGCAUACAUACUAAAAAAAAUAUUGCCUACUGGUGAAAUCAAAGAAAUGAAUUUCUCUUUUUCUCUCUCUUUUUGUCUCGUGUACAUCCACGCCCUGUUAAUUAAGUUUAUUGAUAAUAAAUGCCAUCACGCUUGCAAAAAUCCCCCAUAUUUUUUACAAUACCAUCUUACACCUUGUACAGUUAUACAUACUUCUUAUAUCUACAAAAAGCUUGAUCAAUUAAAAUUAUUAUACACCGAAAAGUGACUUGCCAAAGAACAAAUAACUUUGUUAUUUUCCUGAAAUUUUGAAGUUGCUUUUGGUUUUAACCACCGUGUUUGUUUAUGAUUUUAAAUGAAAAAGCAACUGAUGCAGUCCCCAAAAUAUUAAGGUAAAUAAUUUUCUAAUGAUAUGAAUCAUAAUAUUGAGUGUAAUAAAUUGUGAAGAUUUUGUGUACAUCAGAAAUACUGGCAUUCAGCGCCUCCAUCUUUAUGACAAGCAGUGCUAUUUGUUAUCACUUUCUGUGUUCAAAGAAUAUUACGUAUAGCUUCGUGUAAAUACUAUUACCUGCAUAAUGGUCUUUUUCAAAAAAGUAUUACAGGUUCUCGAUAGAAAUGGGUAUCUCACCGUCCCCAUAUUUUGAAUGAACAUUUUUAGUUUGAAAAUUUAAGUUCAUCUGUUUUCCAUUGAAGUCAAUAGCAUAAUUCUUCAUCGACGUAUUAUCCACAUUGAAAAGUAACAUACAAAUAGUUGUAGAGCAUAUAAUUACCAGAAGCGAAGAAAAGUUGAAAAAAUAAUCCAGCUGCACCAAUCAAUUGAAUAGUUGAGGAACAUGUGGUGAUGUGUUUGAUUCCCUGUCCAGUUAUAAUGUUGGGUACAUUUUUCAAAUCAUAAAAUUUCAAAGUGUUCUCACCCCAUCAUAUGAUCUGAAUCAGAGAAAUUUGUAGUCACGUAGAAAUAAUGCUGUGAUUAUCAAAUUUAGUACCUUUGUGUUAGCAGUAUGUUAGUUUCACUGUGUAACAAAACCCUUGAGCAAAAAGCAAAUUAAUCUAAAGUAUAAAAAUUAAGUGAUGCCAUGACUUUGUUAUAGAGCCUUUUACAAUUGUGCGAAGCCAAUAUUAUAGUAUGUAGUUUUAGGAUAAGAUAUUAAAGAAAAAAAAAUUGAAAUGUUUAAGCUUUUCUGCAAUUUUCUCAUACUGGUUAUUCUGUGGUUGUUCCAACUUAUAUUUGUCAAGAUUAAUACAGUAUAUGUUGUUGAACAAUAAUGUUCAAUAGUAAUGAUUUUUGAAAAAAAAAACAUGAAGAAAACUUGAAAUGGGAAAAUUGCAUUUAUGAGUAGCGACUCAGUCACCGACGUAACACAGCACUAGUAUUAGACAAGCAGAAUGACAGAUCCACUCAUUUUCAUCUUGUGCUUGAGCUCAAGUGACCACCUUUUCAUGCUUGAUUUUUCAGUCAACUUCGAACAGCUGAUAUUGUUAC